GAGAGGAAGAUGGCAAGGCAAGUUAUAGGGUCAAUUGAAAGAAUGAAAGAGCCAUAUGUACUAGCCAAGAACUGUGAUUGGAAAGGGUUUUUGGAAUUUUUCCGCCAACACAAAGAACUCGUGACUAAGCAAAUUGAUUUGCAACAAAGCACACCUUUUCACUAUGCAGCUUACUGUGGCAGUACAGAAAUGUACGAGGAAAUGCUGGGAAUGUUGGAUCUGUCAGAAGUGCAACACGUGCUGAGGAUGCAGGAUGUCUGCGGGAACACGCCGCUUCACGAGGUGGCGUACACCGGAGAAGUGGGAAUGCUAAGGUGCAUACUUAGGAAACAUUUUUCCUUAGGGACAGAGCAGUUUGCGGAACUGCUGAGAAUGAGAAACAGCUUGGGAGGGACACCAGUGUACAGAGCAGCUGCAUUUGGGAAGAUAGAUUUGCUAGAAUACUUGGUUCAUGAAGUAGGCAUAGACGUGAGACUCCAUUUUCACCGACUUGAUAACAAGUCCAUUCUUCACGCUGCUGUCAUCAAUCAAUUCUUUGGCACAGCAUUAUUGUUAUUGGAAAGGUAUGGCGAGCUAGCUUAUGAAAAGGAAGACAGUGGAUUGACAACUCUGCAAGUGCUAGCAAACAUGCCAUCUGCAUUUAAGAGUCAAACUCAAAUGGGAAUCUUCCAAAAGUUCAUAUAUCUUCGUAAAUCUCUACUAACUUUAUCUCUUACUAUGGCUGGGGCGAAGGUUGGUGUGGCUCUGGAUGGUUGGGUUUGUGCGGUUGGAGGUUCUGGGUUCAAUUUAUUCAGGUGUUGGAGAAUGGUUAUGGUGAUUGGGAAUGGUUGUGGUGAUUUCUGUUUUCUGAUUUCUGAGAUUUUGGGUUGUUGUUCUGGUGGUUUUGGUGGCUGUUGGGAAGGAAACAGUGUUGAUUCUCGUAAACCCAACAAGGGUUUUGUUGUUCGAAAUCGGAAUCAGAUGGGGGUACUCGGAUUUUGGGUGCUUCCUGAUUAUCAAGAUUACAAAUACUACCGUCAAAAUGAUAGAGAUCGUUUUGAAAAAGUAAAAGAUUUGGAAAAUUGCCAAGAGGACAUAGAUGAACCUCAAACUCGGAAGGAACUCUCAGCCUUUUCAUGGAUGUGGUAUACAAUGUGGAAGGUUAUCGCCAAAGUAUGCAAGGAGAUUGCAAAAGUUUGGAGAAAAAAGGAAAUGCAUAACUUGGUACAGAAUCUAGUACAGUUGUUAGUAGCGACAGACGAUUCAUGGAAACAUAGUUAUGUAGCAAAAGACAGGACAGUUUCAGCGAGUGGAUCACAUCAUCUACCCAAGAAAUCCAAUUUUGAGAUUCAAGAGAGACAAGAAAAGGGAGAAAAUUCUGCAAGCAAACCUAUUAUUUAUACCCCUUUGUUGAUGGCUGCUUGCAAUGGAAUCAUAGAGAUGGUUGAAGAAAUAAUUGAUUUGAAUCCUCAGUCAAUCGACCAUGUCAGUGAAGAUGGGCAGAACCUCUUGAGCAUGGUUGUUAAACACCGCCAGCUAAAUAUUUUCACAUUGAUGAAGAGAUUGAAAAUUGUGACACGUCUUGCUGGCCAAAUAGACGAGGAAGGUAACACUGUGCUCCACUACACAGCAGAGUUUAUAGGAGGAAACCAACCUGGUUAUGCUCUACAAUUGCAAGAGGAGUUGUGUUGGUUCGAACGCAUAGAACAAAGACUCCCUUAUCAUUACACCAUUCACAAAAACAGGAGCAACCAAAUUGCACGGGAACUGUUUGAGGAGAAGCACAAAGAACUGCUGAAGGAUGCUCGAGCAUGGAUAAAAGAGACAGCUCAGUCAUGCUCUGCAGUAGCUGUCCUUGUAGCCACUGUUGUCUUUGCAGCAGCUUACACUCUCCCUGGAGGCACAGACGAGAAUGGCAUCCCUAGAUUUCUUCAUCAUGCUAUAUUCCAAGUGUUCUUGGUCAUGGAUAUUGUAUCCCUUGUAAGUUCAUUGGCUUCAGUGGUCAUGUUCCUCUCAAUCCUCAUAUCACCUUGUGAGAUGUGGGAUUUUCGGAAGUCUCUCCCUCGCAAACUAAUGACAGGUUUUGCCUUGCUGUUCUUCUCCAUGGCCACAACCAUGCUAUCAUUCAGUGCAACAGUUCUGAUCAACAUCAAGUUAGAGAAGAACAAUUGGACUUCAAUCGUGACAUAUUGUGCAGCAUUCUUGCCCAUCAGCAUAUUUGCUAUGAUGCAGUUCCCUUUAUAUGUUGGCAUUAAUCAAUGUGUGAAGUGCAUAUUUGGGAGACUUAAGCAGGAUAGUUAAAUCCUCCGUAUUAUUUCCGCCUGGUGUCCUUUUUGCUGCUUUGGAGGCUUUUAGACUUUAUGGAUGUGGGGCAGUGUUUAUUUGUUGUGGCUUCUCAUCUUGCACUAUGUUCUUGGGUUUGGAGAGGGUUGUAUCAGAUAGUUUAUUUUUUUCACCGGGUAGUGGUGUCAGUGUAUAUGCACUCUAUUCACUUGCACACACUGGAUCACACACUCUAGGCAGUUGUUUGCUUUCUGUUAGUUGUUGUA
Lotus japonicus is the source of this 2528-nucleotide messenger RNA. RefSeq lists its product as uncharacterized. Gene Ontology annotation, molecular function: protein binding. The transcript is spliced from 10 exons. Lineage: Eukaryota; Viridiplantae; Streptophyta; Magnoliopsida; Fabales; Fabaceae. The coding region runs from base 10 to 2280 and encodes 756 amino acids. The record is from RefSeq and is a predicted model, not a curated record.